AUGGUUGCUGCGGCUUCUUGCUUCCCCCCCAAGGCUCCGCCCUCUGUUUUCCUGUCCCCCAAUCCGCAAUCUUUCCCGGGGGCCGGCUCCUCCCAGCCCGCCCGGCGCUCGGAUCAGAUGCUCAGGCAGAAGAAGUCCAGCCCAGAUCGAGUCGUCCUGAUCUUUUGCCCGAGAUUAGGCCGCUUCAGCCUUCCUGGAAGAAGCCAGGGGGACUGCGCUCGUGAGCGUCACGCGUGCGGGGUCACCGAAUGGGCCCCUGAGAAAAUCCAGGAGCCCCCAGUCGAUCUCUCCAAAGUGAUGAUCAAGUUUAACAAGGACCACCUGGAGGAGUUCAAGGUGGCCUUCAAGCUGUUUAACUGAGUGGGGGCUGGCAAGAUCCUGUACAGCCAGUUUGGGGACAUGAUGCGGGCCCUGGGCCAGAACCCCACCAAUGCCAAGGUGCUCAAGUUCCUUGAGAACCCCAAGAGUGAUGAGCUGAAGUCCCAGCAUGUGGACUUCGAGACUUUCCUGCUCAUGCUCCAGGUGACAGCCAAGAACCGGAACCAAGGCACAUAUGAGGACUACUUGGAGGGGCUUCAGGUGUUUGACAAGGAGGGGAAUAGCAAAGUCACGGGAGCAGACGCCGAAUCCCCUAGGCGACCCCGCGCUGGCUGGGGGCACUCUUUUUUCAGCCAAAGGCACGUUCCAUUACCGCCCCUCAGGGGCGCGCCAGGCAGCGGGCCGGCCGAGCUGCCACCGCCCAGGGCGCCCUGUCCGGUUAACUUCAAUGCCGACCUGGAAACUCAUUCCGUGGUGCUCUAG
Messenger RNA from Mandrillus leucophaeus (drill), 801 nucleotides. RefSeq lists its product as uncharacterized. The transcript has 3 exons. NCBI's taxonomy places the organism in Eukaryota, Metazoa, Chordata, Mammalia, Primates, Cercopithecidae. Gene Ontology annotation, cellular component: myosin II complex. The record is from RefSeq and is a predicted model, not a curated record. Gene Ontology annotation, molecular function: calcium ion binding; structural constituent of muscle.